CCACCCCCCGAAAGGCCGGCGCGGAGUUCCUGCCUCCCGACGGCACACACACGCUCCCCAAGGAUGCUGUGCCCCGGGCCGCACAGCCCCUCGGCGGGGCCGGGGCACGCAGCCUCCCCUCCCGCCGGAGGCGGCCCCGCGCCGCCCCCGCUGACCCGCGCCCGCGGCGGGAGGGGACAGCCCGCGCUCCGCCGCAGCGCAGCCCGGCCGCGGGCACCGAGCUCCGGGGCCAUGCCGCGCCGCGGCCCCGGCGCAUCAGCGCUCCGGCCGGGCGGGGAGGAGGCAGGGCCGACAGUGGGGGAUUCCUGGCCCCCCAAAGGAGGUGGGGGAGGCGGGGGAGGGGAGGCGGGGGGGAGGGGAGGCUGAGCUCCCGGAGAAGGAGACGAUCGCUCGCACAAAAUCCUGCGUCCUCAAGCCAGCCCCGGCGGACAGAAGUUGCCGCGGAGGCUGGGCUGGGACCCCCGGGCGCCCCGGCCGCUUGUCCCUCGCAUCCCCCACGCCGUGCUCAGCGUCACCAGCCAACACCGCGAAGGAAAAGCCGUGCGCGCCUUCCCCGAUAGUUUCCCCUCGCACAGCCGGGGGAAGGGGUGAUGGAAGAGGAAGAACUUCCCUUUGUCGUAGGAGAGGAUUGAGUGACCUCCGAAGUUUUGUUCCGGGAGGAAACCGCUUGAAGAAGUUUGUUUAUGGCCUGAUGUGAAGCCUUCCGAAGGCUGGAGCAGUGUCCAUUGCACACAGUCAACUUUGGGGCCCAUUUGAACACAUGCUGGAGGAAGCAGCAGGAAAUUAAUGUACAGAGAACAUUCCUGCCUUCUGUAAGAAGAUGGCUUAGCUGAUUUAAUAGCUUUUUCUCAGUCUGUGAUUCCAACAGCCAGGUGUUUGGAAGGGGAGUGUGCUGGCCGGGCCGGGGGCUGUCUUGGUGCUGGCCCUCGCAGCAGGGAGCUAGCAGAGAUGGUGGCCUGAGGGCACCAGCCCCGCGCGCAGACAUGGCCUUCGCCCAGUCCCACAUCAUGGCAGCCAGGAGGCACCAGCACAGCCGGCUCAUCAUCGAGGUGGAUGAGUACAGCUCCAACCCCACACAGGCUUUCACGUUCUACAACAUUAACCAGGGACGAUUCCAGCCCCCACAUGUGCAAAUGGUUGAUCCAGUGCCCCAUGACGCUCCGAAGCCUCCAGGAUAUACACGAUUUGUCUGUAUUUCUGAUACUCACUCAAGAACUGAUCCCAUCCAAAUGCCAUAUGGAGAUGUGUUAAUACAUGCUGGUGAUUUUACUGAGCUGGGACUUCCUAGUGAAGUAAAAAAAUUCAACGAGUGGCUAGGUAGCCUGCCCUAUGAAUACAAGAUUGUGAUAGCAGGAAAUCAUGAAUUGACCUUUGACCAGGAAUUCAUGGCUGACUUAAUCAAGCAGGACUUUUACUAUUUCCCCUCUGUUUCUAAGCUGAAGCCAGAGAGCUAUGAAAAUGUACAGUCUCUUCUAACAAACUGCAUCUAUCUCCAAGACUCUGAAGUGACGGUGAGGGGAUUCAGAAUAUAUGGCUCCCCUUGGCAACCUUGGUUUUAUGGCUGGGGCUUUAAUCUUCCACGAGGCCAAGCACUAUUAGAGAAAUGGAACCUUAUUCCAGAUGGAAUAGAUAUUCUUAUAACACAUGGACCACCUCUCGGAUUUCUAGACUGGGUUCCUAAGAAAAUGCAACGAGUAGGAUGUGUUGAACUGCUGAACACAGUCCAGAGACGAAUACAGCCAAGACUUCAUGUUUUUGGACAUAUCCAUGAAGGUUAUGGUGUGAUGGCUGAUGGAACCACCACUUACGUGAAUGCAUCUGUGUGCACUGUGAAUUACCAGCCACUUAAUCCGCCUAUAGUUAUUGACUUACCUACUCCAAGGAACACAUGAUUAUAAUGAGGAUUCAAGGUUCUACCCAACACAUAAGCAACUUUAUAUUGCUGGCUGAGAAUCCCAGUAGGGAACCAUUCAACAAAAAAAGCAAAAUUCUUCUUUUUUACCCUGCUAGCUGUUCACAGAUAAAUUUAGAGUAACAAAAGUGGACAAGGAAGAAAGACAUUUUGGUGCCAGAACCAGAUUAAAGACUAACAUUUCACCAUUAAAAUGUUUGUGAACACAGAAAAAUGACUGCAUUCCAUAUACAUACAUAUAUAUAUAUAUAUAUAUACACACACACACACACACACAUAUACAUAUAUAUAUAUAUAUAUAUAUAUAUAUAUAUUUAUCUCUAGUAGGGGCCUUUGUACAUACCGUAUACUGGACUUAUUAAAAGAACAAUGUCUUUCAAAGAAGUGUUUCUUUAAGAAAGUUUGCAGUUUAAACGUAAGUGUUUAGACUAGGAUUUCCUCAUUUCAGAUGUUUUUCAGUGAGCUUUUGGUAAAUAAAAAUGAUGGUAAAGAUGUUUUCCCAUAAUCAACAUGGCAAAUAUAAAAGAUGGUGCACAAAUGACCAGUCACAUGAGGAAAGCUAUUUCUCCAAGUCCUCCAGGUCUAAGUCUUUGCAUCUAUUCAAAACCAAUGCAAUACAGGCCCUAAUUCACUGUACUGAAAUGAAGUUUUACUACAUCUGGCAUUACAGAUGUCAAGGGAAAUGGUGCACAUUGCCAGCAUGCUGUAAACAGUUCAACAUUUAAGAAGGGAGACUGUGUAAAAUGCAGUAUAAACUCAGGAAUUUGUAACCUGGCCUCGCCUGUUUAAAAAAAAAAAAAUGGAUGACAUUUCCCUUAAAAAAAAAAAAAGAAGAAAAAAUAUAACUGUGUUUUCAUAUGGUAAAAUGAGAUGUUAUUGUAUUUAAGGAAAAAAGAAAGAGAAAGAACCUGCAAAGAGCCCACCCAAUGAUUAGUAAUGGUAUUUUAAAUAAAACCUACUGGGACCAUUGGUUUAAAAACUGCUAAUGGGACAUGCAGCCAAUUAUGAGAUUACUGGUUUGAAUUUGGCCCUGGGCAGGAGUGGUUAAAUGUCAUUGUGAUAAUUUUGUCCUUGGGAAACAUGGAUGUCAAGGGGAAGGUAUCAACCCAAGGUGUAGUUCAAGCACUCCCUUUUGGGUGGCUGUGGGUACACACCAAAGUGUGCAGAGCAGAGGUCACCUCAGGGGACCUGGUACUGCUGUUUGCCCACUCAUGGACACUGCUGAGAGAGGCUCAGCACAAACCCAGUAGAAACUCACCUGUUGUGUUGCUUUUGGGAGCAGGCAAAGCAGGGGAUGUGUCAGGAGCUGGCUGGGAUGGUCCACAGCCACAGUACUGACCGUGCAGCUCUCCUGCAGUGCUAGCAGAGGUAUUGAAGCUGCUGGGAUUUCAGUCCUGUCCUAGGUAGAAGCUUAAGAAUUGAUUACAAAGCCACUAAAAAAAACCCAGGGCUUCAGACAUGUCCUGCAAGAAAAUGUAUUUCUGCCUUGAACUAACAAACAUAUCCUUUUGACUUGAUGGAGAUAAUUUAACUGCUGUAUUCUGAAUGUGGGCAGAACUUGGGGCUGACAGCAUCUAGGCAUUAUCUUGUUCACAGACAUUGGGCACACCACAGCACUGCCAGUUCAGAGCUGGUUGCAGAUCUGUGCAUAGCCCACACCUGCACACAUGCAUUGGAGAAUUGUGUGUGUUACAUGGAUGUAAAUGUGAGUUUUACGUAGCAGCUGCAUGUACAUUAUACAAAUAAUUUACAAUACCUGUGUUGCCAAAUCAGGCCAUGUGAGCCUCAACUCUGGGCAAGGUGAGCACAAACUCUGCUUUUCACUGGCUUCCCACGUGCAGCAACUCUUCCAGGUGCUGCCUGGAGCCGAGAUAUUCAGGCCCAGUAACUGAUUCAUGCUGUGGACCCACAAGAAACCACUAGACCCCCAGAAAACAUGACAAGUCACAGGUCUGUAAUUUCUGGUAAUCUGUUGGGUGACUGUGUGUCUAAAGUAAUGUGCUGGUUUUUUUUUAACUGAAAAUGAAAUCCAAAACAAUAGGUGACAUCUGAAACUGGUUUUUGGGGGAGUGGUUCACAAGUGCAUGAGCAGUCUGCCAUUAAUUCAGAUGGGGCCACUUUUGUCAGAACUACUGGUGUAGAAAUUUCAGGAUCAGCUUAUAAAUCAGUAAGAACUGAAAAUCAUAGUUGAAUAUGAACUCCUGUCAUCAUUGGGAAGAUGAACAAUAGCAUGUAGUUAGAAUAAAAGUGGGUUAUCUAGUCACAACUCAAGUGGUCUACAAAAAAUGUGGCAGGAAAUUGGCUGUAUGUUAAAGUCUGAAAUGUUUACAUUCGCUCAUGGCACUUAAAUGUUAAAGUGAAGGGAAGAGGUCCUUUUAUUAGCCUCAGCAAAAUUUCUAUGUCAACCAUAAAAUAUUCUCUUAAAAAUAAUUUUUCCUAAGGUAUCUUCCAAAUACUGUGUAUUUUUAUGUGGAAAGGAUAUUAAAGCAACUGUUACUUCAAAAUAUCAUUUAAAGUACUUGAGGUAUGAAAGCUUAAAGAUUAUUUAAUCAUUUUGGCAUAACUUGAGUGUUGUAAUUUUUGGUCAAGCAUGUUAGAUGAAUAAAGUCUUAAAAAAAACAAAACAACACACAACAAAAAAUAAGGUCUCUUAAUGUGCAGCUCAUGUGAUCAGCUCCAUGUUGGAAUGCCUGCCAUAUUCUCCAGGUGUAGGAGCCAGGCUGUGGGACAUUAAAGUUUUUAUGGAGGGGGGUCAGCAGAGGGUGCCCUGCUCUGCCCCCCAGCUUCCAGCCACCACAUCUCUUGCAGAGGGUAACAAGCUUGAGGUUUGGGUUGCAGAGAGAUGGGAAAACAGCAACCACUGCCUGUAAUGGAUGUAUUUUGGUGGGACAGUGUGCCAGGUGUGCCUGAGAGGCAGGGAAAAGCUACCGUGAGAGUGCUGCAGCACAGCUCUGGAGAGGUCAAGAACUAGGAUGCCAUCCUUUGGGAAUGGGCAGCAGUUGGGGGAUGAGUUCCUCAUCUGAUUUGGGUGUCAGGACACAUUUUCACAGAGAGGGAGUUUAAGGCCAGGUGAAUAUUUUUAUUUGUGGGCACAGAAAGACCUGAGUUCCUGAUCUACCUCAGAUAAGGGAGGCCAUGAAAAGGAAGAUUUCCACAAAUCCAGCUGUGCAGUUGUCAGCUCUUAUUUAAAUUUGGGAUGACCUCUCAAGUAAUUUCCUGACACAGCAGGUGGGAAGGUGCUCUGGUCUGGUCUGGUGCAGGAGGGAGCCAAAGGAGGUAAGAAGUGGUUUGUCUUUCCAGUCACUGACUGCUGCCUACAGUCAAUACAAAUACUUUAGAGGAAGGAGGAAUGAUCAUCCCUUAGAAGGCAAUUUUUGUAAUAAUCUGCCCAUGGGGACCUUUGCCCCCAUCCCAUUUAUUGCUGUUUGUGUGAAAAUUUCUCUCUUAAAAGCUAUAUUAUUGCUUUCUGCUCAAGUAACUCACACAGAGCAAAUAUAACUGCAAAUGGUCUUUCCUUUCAGGUACAUUCUUGUCCCUUUCUUGCAAGUCUCUCUGCAUCUGCAAUUUUAGUGAUAUUUUGGAACAGGGACCACUCUGGAUGAUUAUGCAGAGUGCAUUAGAACAACAGUAUUUCUCUUAUCCUUGAAUGUGUGCUGCUGCUUGGGUUUAUUGACUGUCCCUUUGUUCUCUUUUUAUGUACAAAGUGAAAAUAGGAGUACUUAUACGCACCUCUUUUGUGCCAUUUGUUAUUUUGUAUAUUGGCCAUUAUGUUGCUUUUUACUCACUUCAUCUAGAAAUUAAAAUUAUUUCAAUUCUA
Passer domesticus (house sparrow) is the source of this 5729-nucleotide messenger RNA. It is a transcript of the gene MPPED1, whose product is annotated as metallophosphoesterase domain containing 1. NCBI's taxonomy places the organism in Eukaryota, Metazoa, Chordata, Aves, Passeriformes, Passeridae. The transcript is spliced from 9 exons. The record is from RefSeq and is a predicted model, not a curated record. Gene Ontology annotation, molecular function: hydrolase activity. The coding region runs from base 984 to 1892 and encodes 302 amino acids.